This is a messenger RNA of Pyrenophora tritici-repentis Pt-1C-BFP, 1743 nucleotides long. The record is from RefSeq and is a predicted model, not a curated record. Lineage: Eukaryota; Fungi; Ascomycota; Dothideomycetes; Pleosporales; Pleosporaceae.
AUGGCGAAUUUACACUCUAAUGAGGUGAAGAUUGCUUAUCGGCAGCAUAAAGAAGCUAAGCAAUUUGCGAACCGCUUUUCCUAUCUCACUGUCGAAGAAUCUUCACAGACAGAUGACACUAAUAAUGCGAGCAAGAAAUCGCCAGCCGCACCCAAGGUUGUGAUUGAGAGAUCCCAAGCUGAGAUUGAAGAAGAGUUCUUCUUCGCCAUCGAACUUCUUCUCAAAGAACUUCAAGACAUACGCGGACUCCUGAACAACAUAUGGGAAGACUACAAGAAAGGAACCCUGGACCUUAUAGUCUCGUCUCUCAUGACAAACACUGCAAUCGACCUUGUCAGGCAGGUUGAGCAAGCAUUCGAAACUACAUUGCAGCGCCCGGCACGGUUCCCCACAAACUUAUUUCCAGUCUGGACACUGCCCGCUCUUCGUUACCACACCACCUCGUCUGAGAUAGAAGACUUUGUAAACACCUCCUCAGGUAGUACCCUGGGCUUUAGCAUGGCAGGGUGCGACUUUACUUUUUACCCAGUGUUUACGAGCCUUAAGAGUUUUCCUUAUCACAUCAAAAGAGGCGAAAUGUACCCAGAGAUUUCGCUACGGAAACUCGGUACGGACCCAUUACUCGAAGGUUUAGGCCAAACUAUCGAAUUGGCUUUGACAUAUCGGUUAAGCUUCAUGACUUACGUCUCUGACCAGUGGACAUAUGACGAGGUCACACGCGGUAUGGAAUAUGUUAUCCGGAGCAAAACGAUACCUAUCUGGGUGACCUUUGGCGUCCAGGUCCUGUUAGAUAUCGGAAAAUUCCUCGGAAAUUCCAUGAGCAGACCUUUCAGUGAAUUAUGCGAGUGUGCACCUUACUAUACCAGUAGAGACCAACCACUCCAGCGACCAUUCACAAAUGGGGCUUCCGAGACAGCGGGCAACGAAGAGAUGUUGGAGACGUUGGAGAUGCUAAGAGAUUCCAUCUACCGAGCCUGUCAACGAGACCCAUGGUACAAGACACUCAGCUCGGAACCAAGAGUGAUGGAAAACUCGAUUUUGGCUCGUGUGGUGACGGAGGAAUUCUUUUUCUACAAGCGUCAGCCUAUAAUCUGUGGACUAAUGAAAUAUCGAGUCUACGCUGAAGUCACUGUGGAUCAAAUCGAUCGAGAAAACAAAGAGAGGGACAUGUUUGCACUGGCGUAUAUCUAUAAAGCCGCUCGGAUCCUAGAUUCUUCCACACCAACCUGGCUCGACAUGGAAUUUGCCCUUUACCGCCAAGAUCCGAAAAGGAUAUUUUGCGGUAAACCGGAAACCUUGGGAACUAUAGAGAAAACCUUUUUCCUAGUGGGGGGUAGCUCUGCUGUUAACAGCGCCAGAAAUGGUCGUGGAAACAAGCCGAAUCUCAACAACAUUCGAAACUUCGAGAGGCCGAACUCUUUUUUGAUAACUACACUGUAUCAGCGACUCAACCAAACCGGUCUACCUAGGGACAGCAAUAUCAACGAAUCAACUGAUACCGUCGUACGAUCUAUCAUACAAGGUAUGAACAAUGAGAGAAAUCAGAAGCAAUUUAUUCGGCAGAUGAACAUGCCGAAGAACUUCAAUCUCUCCAACUUGCAGCAAUUGCAAAGUUUGUCCAAUGAUCCACGUCCAGUUGACCUGUACUUUGACUGGAAGAAGUUCAAGCGGCAGUGCACGGAAAUAUGGACAGACAUCCUCCAAGCUCUCUCUCGAGAUCCCGAAUGGAGGAAGACUGAUUAA